UCAUUUACUUGAUGCCAACCACUAAUCAUCAUUACGAGUUUAUCACGAUUCUAUGCUGAUAUAUUUUCUUCUCUGUUUCACUUUUUAAUCAACUCUUUCAAAUCUGAAUAUACCACUGAUCUACAAGCCCAAUCCAUCUGCAAAACGGUGCAAUAUUUCCAAGAAUUACGUGAAGAAUCAUGACUCUGCAGCGAUGAGUUCGACUCCAUUUUUUGUCGCGUUUUCGAGAAAGGGAAGGGGACCUGAUCUUGAAAUGAGGACAUGAAAUUCCUAGCUGCUCUGCAUACGCAUGCCCAUUAAUUUUCUUAUUAGCUGCUUUCGAAAGAAACGUAAAUGAUCAAUCCAGCUACUCGUGGUCGUGGGUGCCACGCCACACAUCCAUGUUGAAAAAAACUUAUUCUUUUCUUUUUGAGGUGAAUGGGAAUAUAAAAAUGGCGAUGAUGAUCGAGAGCUCUUGAUGCGGAGAUUACCACUAAUGAAAAGGCGUGUGGAUAGAACAUGCCCUAUUUGUCUCUAUUUGCAUCAAUCUACAUCAAUGGAUUCUGGUGCUGUCACAUUCAAAAAAAAUUUAACAAUUGAAUGUUUGCAUUAGCAUUUCCAUUUCUCUUGUUAAAUUUGGUCUUCCAAAUUAGAUAACUGAAAAAGCUGCUAUGGAAUUGGUUUUGGUUUAUGGUAAAUUACUUGCACUAAUUCCUCAUGAGAUGAAGGUGUAAAGCAAACAUAUCUUCAACCGUGAUUCUCUUUCUCUCUUAUUGCCUCACCCUUUAAAAACCUUGAUCAACUUCCUCAGUUUCUCCACACUCCCAUCUCCGCUCCGGCACCAUGGUUGAUGCCUCCGCCCCGCCACCGGUCCACGACGGCCUUGAGUUCUGGCAAUUCAUGAUCGCGGGCUCCAUAGCCGGCUCAGUCGAGCACAUGGCCAUGUUCCCGGUCGACACUCUCAAAACUAGGAUGCAGGCCAUCACUUCCGCCACCAAAACCUCCUCCUUAACUCUCCGGCAAUCCCUCGGUUCCAUUGUGAAAUUCGAGGGGCUAGGCGGCCUGUACCGUGGCAUCGCAGCAAUGGGGCUAGGCGCGGGCCCUGCUCAUGCUGUCUACUUCUCUGUCUACGAGUCUUGCAAGAAAAUCUUGGCUGCAGGGAACCCUAACAGCCCCAUUGCUCAUGCCGCCUCUGGCGUGUGUGCUACUGUGGCCAGUGAUGCGGUGCUGACGCCCAUGGACGUGGUGAAGCAGCGGCUGCAGCUCAAGGGCAGCCCUUACAAGGGAGUGUGUGACUGUGUGAAGAGGAUUAUGGUGGAGGAAGGUUUUGGGGCGUUUUACGCGAGUUAUAGGACGACUGUGGUGAUGAAUGCGCCUUUUACUGCCGUCCACUUUGCUACCUACGAGGCUGCAAAGAGAGGCCUAAUGGGGGUGAGUGGAGGCGGAGGCGAGGAGGAGGAGGAGGAGGAGAGUCUGGUGGUGCACGCGGCUGCUGGUGGCGUGGCGGGCGCGCUGGCUGCAGCCGUGACCACUCCUCUUGAUGUGGUCAAGACUCAGCUGCAGUGCCAGGGAGUGUGCGGGUGUGAUCGGCUUUCGAGUAGCUCGAUUUUGGAUGUGGUUGGGAUGAUCAAGAAGAAAGAUGGGUAUGGAGGGCUGAUGAGAGGUUGGGUUCCAAGGAUGUUGUUUCAUGCACCUGCUGCUGCCAUCUGCUGGUCUACUUAUGAAGCAGUCAAGAGUUUUUUCCAUUGAUGGAGGAACUAACUGCUUCUGUUGAUUCAAUAUUAUAGAGAUAUGCUGGUCUUGGAAAAACAUGAAAUUGUGCUCAAUUUGGUUGGAGACAAGUGGUCUUCCUAUAAAUUUAGAAGAAUGUAAUAAUUCAUAACCCUUUACUUGCUCCUAUCUAUUGUUAUGUUGUUCAGAUAUUAUUAAGCUGGAGAAAAAGGGUCGAUGAAUACAUAUUUGUAGAUAUUUCUUGAGGUAAAUAAUUUAAUUGUUCAAUUUGCACCA
Molecule: messenger RNA, 1986 nt
Organism: Salvia miltiorrhiza (redroot sage)
Lineage: Eukaryota; Viridiplantae; Streptophyta; Magnoliopsida; Lamiales; Lamiaceae
Exons: 2
Coding region: 823-1728 (301 amino acids)
Biological process (GO): iron import into the mitochondrion
Cellular component (GO): mitochondrial membrane
Molecular function (GO): ferrous iron transmembrane transporter activity
Source: RefSeq, a predicted model, not a curated record